AUGGCUCAAGCAUCCAAGGUUCCUGCCCAGCAGUUCCUAGACUUUGUCAAUGCUUCCCCUACUCCCUUCCACGCUGUGCAAUCUGCCAAGGACCUUCUGGCCAAGGCUGGAUUUCAGGAAAUCAAGGAAAAAGAUUCCUGGGCCUCCACUUGCAAGCCCGGUGGCCGUUACUAUCUGACUCGCAACACCACCACUCUUAUCGCCUUUGCGAUCGGUCAGAAAUGGAAGCCGGGCAAUUCCAUCGCUAUGAUUGGUGCCCACACUGACUCCCCUGUCCUGAAGGUCAAGCCUGUCAGCAAGAAGCAGGGUGAAGGUUAUAUUCAAGUUGGUGUUGAGUGCUAUGGUGGUGGCAUCUGGCACACCUGGUUCGACCGUGACUUGGGUGUCGCUGGCCGGGUCAUGACUCGUGACAGCAACGGAUCCAUUGUCCAGAAGCUAGUCAAGGUUGACCGUCCCAUUCUUCGCAUCCCCACUCUGGCUAUUCACCUCGACCGCCAGGAGAACUUCUCCUUCAACAAGGAGACCCAACUCUUCCCCAUUGCUGGCCUAAUUGCCAAGGAGCUCAACCAGACCAGCGAGUCCAAUGCCGAGACCAAGGAGGAUGAAUACGCCCCCUUGAAAACUGUCACUCAGCGUCACCACUCCCAAUUUGUCAAGCUCAUCGCGGCCGAGGCUGGAGUCACCCCCGAGGACAUUUUGGACUUUGAGAUCACUCUUUUCGAUACCCAGAAGUCCUGCUUGGGUGGCAUGAGUGAGGAGUUUAUCUUCUCCCCCCGUUUGGACAACCUGAACAGCACUUACUGUGCUACUGCAGCUCUCACCGAGUCUGCUCCCUCUGAGAAGGCUCUCGAGAAUGAAGAGGCCAUCCGCCUGAUUGCCCUGUUCGACCACGAGGAGAUUGGUAGCCGUACCGCCCAGGGUGCGGACUCGAACAUCCUCCCUUCCAUCAUCCGCCGUCUGUCGGUGCUUCCUUCAUCUACCUCCUCCUCUGAAGACGUCUCGACCGCCUACGAGCAGACUCUUGCCACUUCCUUCCUGGUCUCUGCCGACAUGGCCCACGCCAUCAACCCGAACUACGCUCAAAAGUACGAAUCUGACCACAAGCCCGAGAUGAACAAGGGUUGUGUGAUCAAGAUCAACGCCAAUGCCCGCUAUGCGACCAAUUCUCCCGGUAUCGUUUUACUCCAGGAGAUUGCCCGUAAGAAGGGCGAGCAGGACAGUCUGCCUGUUCCCCUGCAGCUGUUUGUCGUCCGCAACGACUCGAGCUGCGGUAGCACGAUUGGACCUAUGCUGUCUGCUGCUCUGGGUGCCCGUACUCUGGAUCUGGGUAACCCCCAGCUGAGCAUGCACAGCAUUCGUGAGACUGGUGGUACUUUCGAUGUUGACCACGCCAUUCGCCUCUUCACCGGAUUCUUUGAGCACUACUCGGAGUUGGCCCCGAAGAUCUUCGUGGACUAA
This is a messenger RNA of Penicillium longicatenatum, 1458 nucleotides long. RefSeq names its product M18 family aminopeptidase. Gene Ontology annotation, molecular function: metalloaminopeptidase activity; zinc ion binding. Bases 1 to 1458 code for a protein of 485 amino acids. Gene Ontology annotation, cellular component: fungal-type vacuole. The transcript is spliced from 6 exons. The record is from RefSeq and is a predicted model, not a curated record. Lineage: Eukaryota; Fungi; Ascomycota; Eurotiomycetes; Eurotiales; Aspergillaceae. Gene Ontology annotation, biological process: proteolysis.